This is a messenger RNA of Clarias gariepinus (North African catfish), 1149 nucleotides long. It is a transcript of the gene mtap, whose product is annotated as methylthioadenosine phosphorylase. The coding region runs from base 78 to 920 and encodes 280 amino acids. Gene Ontology annotation, molecular function: S-methyl-5-thioadenosine phosphorylase activity. Gene Ontology annotation, biological process: nucleoside metabolic process. The transcript has 8 exons. Lineage: Eukaryota; Metazoa; Chordata; Actinopteri; Siluriformes; Clariidae. Gene Ontology annotation, cellular component: cytosol. The record is from RefSeq and is a predicted model, not a curated record.
CGCAAAGCUUUGACGCGCGUGACGCUAUCACGCGCACAUGCGAAUAGGAAGCGCGGUGCUCAUCGCGUGAAGUGAAAAUGGCCCCGCGUGCUCAGGUUAAGAUUGGUAUCAUCGGUGGUUCUGGUCUUGAUGAUCCUGACAUCCUGGAGGGCCGGACUGAGCGCUAUGUGGAGACACCGUUUGGAAAGCCAUCAGACGCUCUGAUUCUAGGCAAGAUCCGAGAUGUGGACUGUGUGCUGCUCGCCAGGCACGGCAGAAAACACACCAUCAUGCCGUCUAAUGUAAAUUAUCGUGCGAAUAUCUGGGCUUUGAAAGAGGAGAAGUGUACUCACAUCCUCGUCACCACGGCAUGCGGCUCGCUGAGGGAGGACAUCCGGCCAGGGGACAUUGUCCUCAUCGACCAGUUCAUUGACAGGACGACUAAGAGAGCUCAGACGUUUUAUGAUGGUGAACCCAGCAGUCCUCCAGGUGUGAGUCACAUCCCCAUGGCAGAACCGUUCUGCUCCCGAACCAGAGAGGUGCUGAGUGAAGCAGCGAGGUCCCUUGGUGUGCCUUUUCAUGCAAACGGUACAAUGAUAAGUAUUGAGGGUCCACGGUUCUCCUCACGUGCCGAGUCUUUGAUGUUUCGUCAGUGGGGUGCUGAUGUCGUCAACAUGACCACUGUCCCCGAGGUGGUUCUCGCCAAGGAAGCAGGUCUCUGCUAUGCCGCUGUCGCCAUGGCAACUGACUAUGAUUGCUGGAAGCAGAACGAGGAGGCGGUGUGUGUGGACAAUGUGCUGAAAACCAUGAAAGAAAACUCAAACAAAGCGAGCAGCAUCUUACUGACGGCUAUCCCACUGAUCAGCCAGCUCAACUGGGAGGAGACGAUCAGCCAGCACCAAGCGAUGGCUCAGUUGGCCGUGAUGCUGCCCAAGAAUUGAUCAUCCUGAUGGACAGACAGACAGGCAGAUACACACACACACAUAAAAACACACUUCUGUAUCAAGCUAAGUGCCUGAUCAUAUUUUAACAAGAACACAAGGUUUGCAGAAAAAUAAAACUCCCUUAAUUGCUUGGUUUUUAGUUUAAUCAUGUUUUUUAAUUAUUGGUGUUUAAUAGUAAUCACAUCUCAGCAGCCUGAACAAUAAACACCAAAACUUUCUCAUUCCA